AUGCAGUUCCGCAACCUUUUUUUGUCUAUUUUCUUGGUCCUGGCCGUCGGCUUUGCGCUGGUGCAAGCUGAUGAUGCUAAGCGGGAGCCCCGUGGCCCCAAGAUCACUAGCAAGGUCUACUUCGAUAUCCAGCAUGGCGAUGAGACUCUUGGCCGUGUUGUGAUGGGUCUGUAUGGCAAGACUGUUCCUGAGACCGCGGAGAACUUCCGUGCUCUUGCCACCGGCGAGAAGGGCUUCGGUUAUGAAGGCUCCUCUUUCCACCGUGUCAUCAAAGACUUCAUGAUCCAGGGUGGUGACUUCACCAACCAUGACGGCACUGGUGGCAAGUCCAUCUACGGCAACAAGUUCAAGGAUGAGAACUUCAAGUUGCGCCACACCCGCCCCGGCCUUCUGAGCAUGGCCAACGCUGGCAAGGACACCAACGGCUCCCAGUUUUUCAUUACCACCGUGAUCACCUCUUGGCUCGAUGGCAAGCAUGUUGUAUUCGGUGAAGUUCUUGAGGGCUUCGACAUUGUCGACAAGAUCCAGAAUGUUGCCGUUGGUGGUGGCUCCAAGCCCCAGAAGAUCGUGAAGAUCCUCAAGAGUGGAGAGAUCGAGUUUGAGCCGGAAUCCGAGGACAAAGGUAGCCGCGAUGAGCUGUAA
Messenger RNA from Penicillium angulare, 642 nucleotides. RefSeq lists its product as uncharacterized. Gene Ontology annotation, biological process: protein peptidyl-prolyl isomerization; protein folding. Bases 1 to 642 code for a protein of 213 amino acids. NCBI's taxonomy places the organism in Eukaryota, Fungi, Ascomycota, Eurotiomycetes, Eurotiales, Aspergillaceae. The record is from RefSeq and is a predicted model, not a curated record. Gene Ontology annotation, cellular component: fungal-type vacuole; endoplasmic reticulum. The transcript is spliced from 5 exons. Gene Ontology annotation, molecular function: peptidyl-prolyl cis-trans isomerase activity.